GUGAACAGCUGUUCUUGUCAGCACUGAAAUUUUUGCUGGGCGUUUCACCAAUUUUUGUUGAUAAUUAAAUCGUUUAAAGAUUCGGUCUAAGAAACGGGAAUUUAACGCAGGCAUAAAAUGCUCGUUCUAGUACUUGGAGACUUGCACAUACCACACCGCUGCAGCAGUCUGCCGGCAAAGUUCAAAAAGCUACUUGUGCCCGGUCGGAUUCAUCAUAUUUUGGCCACCGGAAAUAUCUGCACAAAGGAAUCGUAUGAUUAUCUUAAAUCGCUUGCCACCGAUGUGCACAUAGUGCGUGGCGAUUUCGAUGAGAAUCUCAGCUAUCCGGAGCAAAAGGUUGUGACGGUUGGACAAUUUCGCAUUGGUCUGUGCCACGGUCAUCAAGUGGUGCCCCGUGGUGACCCAGAGGCAUUGGCACUGAUCCAACGCCAGCUGGACGUGGACAUACUCAUAACGGGGCAUACGUACAAGUUUGAGGCGUACGAGCAUGGCAAUAAGUUCUACAUAAAUCCGGGCUCAGCAACGGGCGCCUUCAAUCCGCUGGACACGAAUGUGGUGCCUUCGUUUGUGCUGAUGGACAUCCAGAGUACGACGGUGGUGACCUACGUAUACCAAUUGAUUGGCGAUGAGGUCAAAGUGGAGCGCAUCGAGUACAAGAAGAUUUAACCGAGUAUUAGCAGAAAUUCAUUCCUCACUAAUCCGAUCUGUUUUGAUCUUGGGCUUAAAAACGACAUACAAAUGGCAUAAAUAAUGUAUAAAUUAAAAACACGUUUCCUUUUUUUAUUUAAUAAAAAAUGUUUAAAUUUUAUUUAAAUAGAAU
Messenger RNA from Drosophila grimshawi, 820 nucleotides. It is a transcript of the gene Vps29, whose product is annotated as vacuolar protein sorting-associated protein 29. Gene Ontology annotation, cellular component: retromer complex; endosome. The record is from RefSeq and is a predicted model, not a curated record. Lineage: Eukaryota; Metazoa; Arthropoda; Insecta; Diptera; Drosophilidae. The transcript has a single exon. Gene Ontology annotation, biological process: retrograde transport, endosome to Golgi; intracellular protein transport. Bases 118 to 666 code for a protein of 182 amino acids.